Durio zibethinus is the source of this 2319-nucleotide messenger RNA. NCBI's taxonomy places the organism in Eukaryota, Viridiplantae, Streptophyta, Magnoliopsida, Malvales, Malvaceae. The record is from RefSeq and is a predicted model, not a curated record.
AGUUUCUUUCACCUUUCCGGGGUUUUCAUUUUCAUCAAUUCUCUUUUCCCUCCACACUCCCACUCUGCACUCCCACCCUCCGCCCCUCCAGCCUUCUUCUCUCAGACUCAAAUAACUAAAUCAAACCCAAAAUAAUUAAACCGGGUUUCCGUUACUGUUAAAAUACUUGUUCUAACUUUUCUGGUUUCAAAAAUCUUUUGGCGGCUUCCAAUCCAAUCUCUGCUCUCUUUUUCGGGAAGUUUCCGAUCAAUAUUGCACUUUUCUUUUAGGGAAUCAGUUGAACUAUGUGAAAGUUCUGUAAUGGAUUCCAGUACAAAUUCACAACGCAGGCCAUUCUUGAUUAAACUAUGGCCCCCUAGUGAAAGCACUCGGCAGGUACUCGUGCAACGCUUGACAAACAAUCUCACCUGUAAUUCUAUCUUUACCCAGAAGUAUGGGGCUCUUAACAAAGAAGAAGCUGAGGAGAAUGCUAAGAAAAUUGAGGACGUAGCUUUUAACAUAGCUAAUGAACAGUAUGAUCGGGAGCCUGAUGGUGAUGGUGGUGCUGCAGUGCAGCUUUAUGCCAAGGAAUGUAGUAAACUUUUGUUGGAAGUUCUUAAAAGAGGGCCUGCAGCAAAGGAGGAGAAGGAGUUGGCAUCUGAGAAAGAUGCUUCCUCUGAAACCUUCUUUGAUAUAUCUAAAGGCCAACGGGCUUUUAUUGAGGCAGAAGAGGCUGAGAGUCUUCUAAGGCCAUUAAAAGAACCAAGAAAUUGUUACACCAAGAUAUGCUUUAGUAAUAGAAGCUUUGGUUUAGGAGCAGCUCGUGUUGCCGAGCCCAUUUUGGUUUCCCUCAAGAAUCAUUUGAAAGAAGCUGAUUUGUCAGACUUUAUUGCCGGAAGACCAGAGGCAGAGGCCCUUGAAGUUAUGAAAAUAUUCUCAGCUGCCUUGGAGGGUAGUGUUUUGAAGUCUCUUAACCUCUCAGACAAUGCCUUAGGUGAGAAGGGUGUUAGGGCUUUUGGUGCUCUUCUGAAAUCACAGAGAUGCUUAGAGGAGCUUUACUUAAUGAACGAUGGUAUUUCGGAGGAAGCUGCCAGAGCCAUCAGUGAAUUGAUUCCCUCUACUGAGAAGUUGAAGGUCCUUCACUUUCAUAAUAAUAUGACAGGAGAUGAGGGUGCACUUGCAAUUUCUGAUGUUGUGAAGCACUCUCUUGUUUUGGAGGAUUUUCGAUGCUCCUCUACAAGGGUUGGUUCUGAAGGAGGAGUUGCCUUAUCAGAAUCCCUCAAGUCUUGCACCCAUUUAAAGAAGCUUGACCUGCGGGACAACAUGUUUGGUGUAGAAGCUGGAGUUGCUCUGAGUAAAGCUCUCUCAAAACAUUUGGAUCUGGUUGAGAUUUACUUGAGUUGUCUCAACUUGGAAAAUGAGGGUGCUAUUGCUAUAGCCAAUGCUCUAAAGGAAUCGGCCCCUUCUCUUGAAGUUCUGGAAAUGGCUGGAAAUGACUUAACGGCUGAUGCUGCUCCUAGUAUAGCUGUUUGUAUAGCAGCAAAGCAGCAUCUAACAAAGUUGAACUUGGCUGAGAACGAACUCAAGGAUGAAGGUACUAUCCAAAUAAGUAAGGCUUUGGAAGAAGGGCACACCCUUUUAAAGGAAGUUGAUAUGAGCACCAAUUUUAUUAGAAGGGCUGGGGCUCGACAUUUGGCUCAAGUAGUUGUUCAGAAACCUGGGUUUACUUUGUUAAACAUCAAUGGAAAUAUCAUGUCUGAUGAUGGUAUUGAUGAGUUGAAGGAAAUAUUCAAGAAGUCUCCUGACAUGCUUGGUUCCUUGGAUGAGAAUGAUCCUGAAGGAGGAGAUGAUGAUGAAGACUCUGGAGACGGUGAAGCUAAUGAGGAUGAAUUGGAAACUAAAAUGAAAAAUCUUCAAGUUAGCCAAGAGGAAUAGAUUUCUCUCUUUUACUCUUUAAUUUAUAAAAUACCUCAGCUUUUGAUGCUUUAGAAACCUUCGGAACAUUAAUAAUUUGUAGAAUUCAUAGCUCAGUUGAAUUUUACCGAGCAGGGCAGUGGCUAUUACUAGCAAAUAGCCAACGGAUGUCUUAUAGCAGGUUAGCUUCUGUAGGAUUGUUGUUAUCGAUUUUGUUUCGUUAGGGUAUGUUUUGAACUUCUAAACUUGGAAGUCUUUUAAUUGUGAUAGCCGUUAUGCCAUUAUGUAAUGUUUCUUGGUGGUGUAUUGUCCUCCUAACGCUGCUAAUGAUGCUUGACAUCUAUUCUGUUCUUAAAUGCUGAUGUUUUAUUUUUCAUUAGUUGGAGCUCCAAACAUAAUAUUGAGUACGAAAGAGUACAUAGUUUA